Podarcis lilfordi (Lilford's wall lizard) is the source of this 21997-nucleotide messenger RNA. Lineage: Eukaryota; Metazoa; Chordata; Lepidosauria; Squamata; Lacertidae. The record is from the annotation of a GenBank genome assembly.
AUGGAUGAGCGAAACUCAGCUGGCCCUGGAACAGGAAGAGGCCAUGCCAGCCAAACUGGGAGCAGUGGGGGAUUUUGGGAAAACCCAGUGCAGAAGAUCCUGGGUGAGGAGGACACUCUAUGCUCAGAGGUGCAGAGCCAGCAGUUGAGGCAGUUCUGCUGCCCGGAGGCCAAAGGACCCCGAGAGGUUUGCAGCCGACUCUGCCACCUUGACCAUCAGUGGCUGAAGCCAGAAAGGCACACGAAAGCUGAGAUGCUGGACCUGGUGAUCUUGGAGCAGUUCUUGGCUGUCCUUCCCCUGGAGAUGGAGAGCUGGGUGAGGGAAUGCGGAGCAGAGAGCAGUUCCCAGGCGGUGGCCCUGGCCGAAGGUUUCCUCCUGAGUCAGGCAGAGGAGAGAAAGCAGGUGAGAGAGACUUUCCUCUGGAUACUCCCAAGGGGCUCCAAACAGGACAGAGAACAUCCCAUUAUGGUCUGCUGAUGGCCCAUCCGUUUUCUGGGAAAGCAUCCAUGGAAUGAGAUCUCACAGCCUUUCUCACCAUUCUCUGUUUUGAAUCCUUGUUUCUUUUUCAGGGAAAGGAUCUCUUUGCAGAAAUGGACUUGGAUUCUUGUAAGGCAGAGAAGCCUCCAUUGGACACCAGAGAGAGGCCCCUGGGUAAGGAGGAAGGUGGUUUUUCACAGUUUAGUCUCAUUCUGUUCGUUUUCCAACUCAUCUGGGGGUUCUUUUCAUCUUGUUUUGGGGGGAGACAGUUGGGAAGAAGGGUCCAGAGGAGGGGAGAUGUAUUUCUGCACAACUAACAUAUGAAAUGGGCACAAAUGUCCAAAUACUCUCAGCAGGUAAGGCUUUCUCAAAGGCCCAUGUGUAGUUAGAGAUGCCCUGUUUCACCUGUGAGAGAAGCCGGCACGUCUGGCAUCCUGUUUACCUUUUUUCUCUUGCAGGUGACAGAAUGAUGCCGGCAAGACCUCCUGAUCCAUCUUUUCAUGGGGACAGAAGGGAAGCAGCGGCUGUGGAACCAGAUCAGGUCAGGGGAAGCUGCCUUGUGGGGACAGAGGCUGAGAGAUGGAGCAGUGUCAUGGACUGGUUGGGCACAGAGGAAUGGUGGGAGGAUACAGCUGGGGAACCAGGAAGGGAAGAUGGCUGAGAGCCCAAGAAGUGGAGGUAGAAGAAGGAUGGGUGGUCAGAGCGGCAAGAGGGAGAAGCUUGGGAAGAGGAGGUGUCAGAAGCUGAAGGGGUUACAGGGGUUAGUGAGCUGGGAGACUCUGUGGCAGAAUGCAGUGCAGAAUCAGAGGCAGAAGAGGAAGGAGGCGAGUGGGAGAGGAAGGUCGAGAGGCAGAGGUGAGUCAGGAGAAGGAAGAGCCACAGGUGGCUCCCUCUCCUUUGCCAGAAGCCACCCUCCCUGCUUGUCUCUCAGAGCCAGGAGACCCCAUGCAAUGUAGGAAUCUCUGCUAGAUCAUCCAAGACAGAUGGCCAUCCAACAAAGGCUUAUUUUAUUUCUAGAUUGAUCACUGAAUGCUCAGAUUGGUUUCUAAGUAGUGGACAAAUGAGAACAAAUAGUGGCCUGGAUUCACCUAACCAGCCCCAUCUACUGCAAAAUGGGGCCUGCCUCCCAUUCCUACCCCUCUCCAUGCCCCCAUGAACCCCUGGAAUUUGGCUCUAGGGCAUAGGGAGGGAACUCCCCAGAACAGCUCAGGAGGAGAGGAGAAAGUGGACCCUUCCAUCAGGCAAACUGGAAUGCUUGUGUAGGCAGAAUGACUUGGAAAACACAAGGUGGAGUACCACCUAUUUGCACAAAGACGAAUACCCAUAAUUAAAACUUAGAAUAAAAUAAGCAUCCAUAAAUAAAAUGUGCAGCAAAGCAAUCCUGUUGAAACAACUCCCCUGCAUGAGUGUCUGAGGGCCCCGCUCCUGCUACUCACCACCUGGCCCAGGGUGGGACCUGACAGGCCUCAUAAGGAUGGUUGCUGCUGCUGCUGCUGGCCAGGAGGACUCGGAGUGGCAAUGUUCUUUUAAAAAUGUUUUUAAAAAUUUUCUUUUUCCCCUUUUGAUUACUUUUUUUUGUGGGGGGUGGGAUGGAUGUUUGGUUGGGCUCGGGAAUUUUUUUGAUUUUGAUGUGUUUGUAAUUGUUACAGUUUUCUGUUUGUAUUGUUUGAUUGUGGGUUUUGUUUUUUUUAAAGGGUUUUAUUUUGUUCUUAAGGGGAGCGGUCAGGGCUGCCGGGGAGUGGGCCCCAGCCCACAAAAUAGCUAGGGCAUGUUCCCCAAGGGGGAUGCCCUGGGACAACUGAUCUUAGUGAUCACGGGUAGGAGGAGGUGUUACGCUAAGACCAGACCAUGCCAUUACAGAGGAGGCAGGUUUAGUCGUUGUUUGAGGACUAUCCCUGCGUCUGGGUCUGGUCCUGACUGGACGGAUACUAGAAUCAGCAAGGGAUACCCACAUGACCUGAAGGUGCUGCUGUUCAAUGCCAGGUUAAUGAUUCAUAAAACCACUGCCAUCCAUGACUUGAUCAUAGAUGGAGGACUUGACCAGGCAUGUGUAACAGAGACUUGGUUGGAUGAAGCUGAUGGGCCUGUCCUUGCCGCUGCUUGCCCACCAGGUUUCACUUACACACAGCAACCCAGGCCUUGUGGGCGGGGGGGGGGGUUGCAGUGCCAUGGUCAGAUCACUUCCUGGUGCAACUGGACUUCUCCGCGACCCUUCCCCUCUGCAGGGAGGGGGGACCGAUUCGGAUGGUCUGCCCCCGCCACUUAAUGGAUCCAAAUGGUUUCCAGAGAGUGGUAGGGGAUGCUUUAUCCCAUGUUGAUGGCCUUUCAGCUGAUUCCCUGGUGGCCCGCUGGAAUGUGAAGUUAACCAGGGCUAUUGACUGUUUGGCUCUGAAGUGCCCUCUUCGAUUGAUGGAGCCCAGACAGCCCCGUGGUUUUCCACGGAUCUGAGGGCAAUGAAACAAUCGCUGAGAUGGCUCGAGCACUGGUGGCAGAUAACUCGUUCUGAAGCUGACCGGACACGGGUUAGAGCUCAAUGUCGAGCCUACCAAGUGGCGGUAGCAACGGCGAAGAAGACUUUCUUGGCCGCCUCUAUUGCAUCUGCAGAAAACAGCAGCAGGAGACCUUUUCAGGUGGUUCACAAUAUAACGGAACCACCUGCUACACCUGCCCAUACCAGUAUGGGCCACAUGAUCUCCUGCAAUGAUUUUGCAAAGUUUUUUGCAGAUAAAGUCGCUCAGAUUCAGGACAAGGUAGACUCCACCGUGGGAGCAGGGCUGGGGCAGGAGAAUGCUAGUGUCCUGUCUAGUCAAGUUGCGUGGGAUCAAUUCCAGUCUGUUACCUCUGAGGAUGUGGACAGGCUGCUUGGACGAGUUAAACCAACCACCUGUCUCCUUGAUCCUUGCCCAUCCUGGCUUAUAAAAGCUAGCCGGGAAGGGCUGGGCAAUGGGUUUCGCUGGGUCGUGAAUGCUUGUCUCUGUGAGGGAGCUUUCCCAGACCCGCUGAAAGAGGCGGUUAUCAAACCUCUUAUUAAAAAACCAUCUUUAGAUGCUGCCAACAUGGCUAACUAUCGCCCAGUCUCAAAUCUUCCAUUCUUGGGCAAGGUGAUUGAGCGAGUGGUUGCUGAACAACUCUAGGCACGCCUGGAAGAAGCAGACCAUUUGGAUCCCUUCCAGUCAGGAUUCAGGCCUCAUCAUGGGGACUGAAACUGCCUUGGUCGCACUGGUCGAUGAUCUCCAGUGGGCUAGGGACAAAGGUGAGAGCUGUUUCCUAGUUCUGCUGGGUCUCUCAGCAGCGUUUGAUACCGUCGACCAUAGCAUCCUUCUGGACUGUCUUGAGGGGCUGGGAGCUGGGGCACUGUCAUACAGUGGUUCCGCUCCUUCCUCCUGGGCCGUGUUCAGAAAGCGGUGGUGGGGGAUGAGUGUUCAGACCCCUGGCUCUCACUUGUGGGGUGCCUCAGGGUUCCGUCCUCUCCCCCAUGCUUUUCAAAAUCUACAUGCAGCCGCUGGGAGAGAUCAUCAGGGGCUUUGGGCUGGGUGCUCAUCAGUAUGCGGAUGAUACCCAGCUAUACCUCUCUUUCAAAUUGGACCCAGUGAAGGCGGUGAAAGUCCUGUUUGAAAGUCCUGUUGGAGGAUGGAUGGCGGCUAACAGAUUGAGGUUGAAUCCUGACAAGACAGAAGUACUGUUUUUGGGGGACAGGAGGCGGGCAGGUGUGGGGGACUCCCUGGUCCUGAAUGGGGUAACUGUGCGCCUGAAGGACCAGGUGCGCAGCCUGGGAGUCAUUCUGGACUCGCAGCUGUCCAUGGAGGCACAAGUCAAUUGUGUGUCCAGGGCAGCUGUUUAUCAGCUCCAUCUGGUACGCAGGCUGAGACCCUACCUGCCCGCAGACUGUCUCACCAGAGUGGUGCAUGCCUUAGUUAUCUCUCGCUUGGACUACUGCAGUGCACUCUAUGUGGGGCUACAACUAAUCUAAAAUGUGGCAGCUAGACUGGUGACUGGGAGCUGCCACCGAGACCAUUUAACACCGGUCGUAUAAGACCUACACUGGCUCCCAGUACGUUUCCGAGCACAAUUCAAAGUGUUGGUGCUGACCUUUAAAGCCCUAAACGGCCUCGGUCCUCUAUACCUGAAGGAGUGUCUUCACCUCCAUCGUUCUGCCCAGACACUGAGGUCCAGCGCCGAGGGCCUUCUGGCGGUUCCCUCGCUGCGAGAAGCCAAGUUACAGGGAACCAGGCAGAGGGCCUUCUCGGUAGUGGCACUCGCCCUGUGGAACGCCCUCCCACCAGAUGUCAAAGAGAAAAAUAACUACCAACCUUUUAGAAGACAUCUAAAGGCAGCCCUGUUUAGGGAAGCUUUUAAUGUUUAAUAGAUUAUAGUAUUUUAGUGUUUUGUUGGAAGCCGCCCAGGGUGGCUAGGGAAACCCAGCCAGAUGGGCGGGGUAUAAAUAAUAAAUUAUUAUUAUUAUUAUUAUUAUUAUUAACAGGAAGGAAAUAACAGAGCAUUGUGUUUGUUGUUGUUUAGUCGUUUAGUCGUGUCCGACUCUUCGUGACCCCAUGGACCAGAGCACGCCAGGCACCCCUGUCUUCCACUGCCUCCUGCAGCUUGGUCAGACUCACGUUUGUCGCUUCAAGAACACUGUCCAACCAUCUCGUCCUCUGUCGUCCCCUUCUCCUUGUGCCCUCCAUCUUUCCCAACAUCAGGGUCUUUUCCAGGGAGUCUUCUCUUCUCAUGAGGUGGCCAAAGUAUUGGAGCCUCAGCUUCACGAUCUGUCUUUCCAGUGAGCACCCAGGGCUAAUUUCCUUAAGAAUGGAUGCGUUUGAUCUUCUUGCAGUCCAUGGGACUCUCAAGAGUCUCCUCCAACACCAUAAUUCAAAAGCACCAAUUCUUCGGCGAUCAGCCUUCUUUAUGGUCCAGCUCUCACUUCCAUACAUUACUACUGGGAAAACCAUGGCUUUAACUAUACGGACCUUUGUUGGCAAGGUGAUGUCUCUGCUUUUUAUUUUUUAAAAAAAAUAAUAUUUAUUAACAGUUUAAGGAUUACAAAAAAAAAAGAAAAAGUUAAACAAAACAAAACAAAACCAUACAAUACAAUACAGAAACAAAAACACUACAUAAACACUAAGCUUAACAAAACAAAACAAAGACAAUUAAAAACACAUCGAAUAAUUUCAAUAUCUUAUCUUUCAUUCACUUAUUUCAGCGACCUCCUUGCACCUCCCUUUUUUGUAUUCCACUUCAGUUAACUGUUUCAGCAAAUCCUUUCCAUCUUCCUCAAUUUUCUGUCCUGUAAUUUAUCUUAACACAUUCUAACCUUAUUUUUCCCUUUAAUCCAUUAACAAUCUAUUUGUACUUAGUUCUUUGUAACAUUUCUGCUAAAGCCAUAUAACUUCAUUCCAGCAUUUUUCUAACAUUCAUUGAUUUUACAGUAUUUCUGUAAAUAAUCUUUAAAUUUUUUCCAAUCUUCUUCCACCGACUCUUCUCCCUGGUCUCGGAUUCUGCCAGUCAUUUCCGCCAGUUCAGUGUAGUCCAUCAACUUCAUCUGCCAUUCUUCCCAGGUGGGUAAAUCUUGUGUCUUCCAAUACUUCGCGAUGAGUAUUCUUGCUGCUGUUGUUGCAUACAUAAAAAAAGUUCUAUCCUUCUUUGGCACCAAUUGGCCGACCAUGCCCAGGAGAAAGGCCUCUGGUUUCUUCAGGAAGGUAUAUAUAUAUAUUUUUAAGUUUUUUAUUUAUACAACAAGAAAAACAAACAAAAAAAACACAAAUACCGAAUUACACACAAAUUACAAAUUACAAAAAUAACCAUAGACACUUAAUAUUCUUAGCAAACAAUAAAACAUCUAUUGGUCUUAACACUAAAGACCCAACCUCCCGUCUAUUCCAUACUUCAAAUUCAUAUUACUUAUUGCCAAUACACUUUUUUUUUUAUAAUUAAACUUAUUCUCAUUAAAUCUAAUUUCUUAUAUCUACCUUGCAACUAUUACUGAAGUUCCUCGAAUGCUGCAACAGAAUUUAAACUACUAUAUUUAUUUUUCAGAUAUUCUUUAAAAACCUCCCAUUUAGAAACAAAUUCCUGUUUUGAUUUAUUUUUUAUUUUUUCUGAUAAACCAUCUAAUUCAGCAUAUUCUGUCAGCUUUUGGAUCCAAUCUUGAAUAGAGGGGAUUUCAUUACUCUUCCAUUUUGCUGCGAUCAAAACUCUUGCUGCCGCCGUCGCAUAUAAAAAGAUACCCUUCCUCUUUUGUGGAAUAUCCAAAUCUGUUAUUCCCAGGAGGUAGGCCUCUGGUUUUUUAUUGAAAGAGAUCUUUAGCAUUAUAGCAGAUCUGCAUGUAUACUCUCCCAGAAUACCUGUAUUUUCCUACAUAUCCACCACAUAUGGUAGAAUGUUCCUGAGUCUCCGCAUCUCCAACAAUUACUUGAUACAUUUUUAUACAUUUUUGAAAGCUUCCAUGGUGUUAGAUACCAUCUAUGUUGCAUUUUUGAAAGUUCUCUCUAAUCGUGUAACAAUUUGUGAAUUUCCAAUUGAUCUUCCAUAAAUUUUCCCAUUGGGCCAUGGUUAUUGAGUGGCCAAAAUCCUGGGACCACCUCACCAUUGCCACUGUUACGUCCUCCUCCUUGACUGUCCAGUCAAGGAGGAGUCGGUAAGUUUUGGAAAGAGUUUUUCUUUUAGAAUUUAGAAGAUCAGAUUCGAAUCGGGAAAUUUCUGUUGAGAACCCCUUUUGUUUGUCAGAUUUAAAUUUUUCAAAUAACUGAUGGUAUUGGAACCAUUGAAAUGUGGUCUCUUAUUUCCUCAAAGUUUUGUAAUUUUAUUUGGUUAUCUUCAUUUUUUAGAAGUAUUUUAUAUGUUGGCCAGCUUUCCUGAGUAUUUUUCCGUUUUACUGCUAUGGCUUCUACUGGAGAAGUCCACCACGGGACUUUAGGCUCCAUCAGGUCUUUAUAUUUUUCCCAUACAGCAAAGAGUGACUUUCUUAUUAUAUGGUUGGUAAAGUUUUUAUGAAUUUUCGCUUUUCCAUAUAUUAGGUAGGCGUGCCAUCCCCAACGGUUGUCAAAACCUUCCAGGUCGAGGAGGUCCGAAUCCUGCAACGUGCACCAAUCUUUUAGCCAGGUGAAACAGGCUGCCUCGUAGUAAAGUUUUAGGUCGGGUAGGGAAAAGCCUCCUCUCUCUUUUAUGUCUAUUAAGAUCAGGUGUUUAAUUCUAGGUUUCUUCCCUUCCCACAGGAAUUUGGAAAUUUCUCUUUGCCAUGUCUUGAGACAACCUGCUUCGCCCAGUAUUGGAAUCAUUUGAAAUAAAAAGAUUAAUUUUGGAAGUACAUUCAUCUUUAUAAUGGAAAUCCUACCCAGAAAUGUUAAUUUUAGUUUACUCCAGGUUAUAAAGUUUUUCUAAUCUCUAACCAAGUUUUGGUGUAAUUAUCCUGAAAUAAGUUUAUGUUCUUGGGGGUGAUCCAAAUACCCAGGUAUUUCGCUUUUGAGGAGAUUUUCAGGCCCAAUAUUUUUUCUAAAUCAUCCUUUUCUUCUGUGGUUACAUUUUUAACAAGCGUUUUUGUUUUUGUUAUAUUCAGGUUGAAGCCUGCCACUUCUCCAAAUUCUUUAAUCAAUUCCAGCACUCUUUUCAGACUUUCUUUAGGGUUUUCAGUCAUAACAAGUAGAUUGUCCGCGAAAGCUUUAAUUGUAUAUGUUUUGUUUCCCAGAGUGAUGCCUUUAACAAGCUGAUCCCUUCUUAUCUGAUUGUUCAAGACUUCCAUCACCAAGAUAAAUAUCAGUGGUGACAGUGGGCAGCCCUGUCUGGUUCCCUUGUUUAUUUUGCACUCCUCAGUAAUUCUUCCAUUGAUGAUCAAUUUUGCAUAUUGUUCCGAAUAGAUGGCAUUUAUUCCUUUACAAAUAUUUUCUCCCAGUCCGAUUUCUUCCAUUAAUUUUUUCAUAAACUUCCAGGACACAUUAUCAAAAGCUUUUUCAGCAUCCACCAACAUAAUAGCUGCUGGUUUAUCAAUUUUAAUAUCCAAAUAUUCUAAUACAUUAAUCACACAUCUAAUAUUGGAUUGCAUAAAUCGUCCGGGAAGAAAUCCAGUUUGAUCUUUAUGAAUUAUCUCUUUCAGCACCAUUUUUAAUCUAUUUGCAAGAAUGUCUGCGAAUAUCUUGUAAUCGUUGUUUAGCAGUGCAAUGGGUUUAUAAUUGGCCAUGCUUGAGGCAUCUGUUCCCUGUUUGUGGAUAAGAGUACUAAAGCUGUCCUUCCAGGUUUUCGGUAGCUUUCCAUUUGCCAAAAUGUUAUUCAUUAAGUCUUUCAUGGGAAGAAAUAAUGCUUGUUCUAACUUUUUAUAGUAAUUAGCUGGGAGACCAUCUGGGCCUGGUGUCUUUCCUACUUUUGAUCUCUGUAUAGCUUGUUGCACCUCCAUAGCUGUUAUUGGUGAGUUCAAGAUUUCAGUUUUUUCCUUAGGUAUUAUUGGUAGUUUAUUUUUGCCCAAAUAAUUAUUUUUUCUAGAGUCUCUGGACCUUCUUUAUAUAGUUUUCCGAAAAAACUAGCAAAGUUUUUACUAAUUUCCUUCGGUUCUUCAAUCCACUUGUCUUCAAUUUUAAUUUUAUUGAUAAUUCUAUCUUCCUUUUUCUUCUUUAAUUGCCAGGCCAAAAGUUUGCCAGGUUUAUUUGCAAACUCAAAAUUUCUAUGUCUCAACCAUUUUAUCUUCCAUUCUAUCUCUUCAUUUAUUAUCAUGGAGAAUUGCGUCUGUAAAAUUUUUAUACUUUGCUUAAUUAGUUCAUCAUCUGGUUUUUGGAAAAGGAUCCUUUCCUUUUUUCUAAUUUCCUCCCAUAUCUCCAUUUUCUUCUUCUCCCUUAUUUUCCUUUGGAAUGCGUUUUGUUGGAUAAAGAAGCCUCUUAUGACGGCUUUACCCGCAUUACAAACCGUCUCUAGAUGUACUCCUUGAUUUAAAUUGAACUUAAAAUAUUCUUCUAAGAUUUGCUUGGCCUUCUGUACAGUUUUUUCAUCGUUUAGCAUACUCUCAUUAAGUUGCCACCUUUUAACCUUUUCUUCUUUUCCUUUAAAGUUAACCCAGACCGCGCUGUGAUCUGAAAUUGUCCUUGGAUGAAUUUCUGCUUUUGUAAUAUUAUUUAAUAAAUCCUUUGUUGUCCAGAUCGCGUUGAUUCGUCCCGCCGAUUUGUGUGGCUCUGAAUAAUGUGUAAGGUAUAUUUUAAUAUGCUGUCUAGGUUUGCCAUCGCCUUUCUCCCAAGGAGCAGGCGUCUUUUAAUUUCAUGACUGCUGUCACCAUCUGCAGUGAUCAUGGAGCCCAAGAAAGUAAAAUCUCUCACUGCCUCCAAUUCUUCCCCUUCUAUUUGCCAGGAGGUGAUGGGACCAGUGGCCAUGAUCUUCGUUUUUUUGAUGUUGAGCUUCUGAUCAUAUUUUGCGCUCUCCUCUUUCACCCUCAUUAAAAGGUUCUUUAAUUCCUCCUCACUUUCCGCCAUCAAGGUUGUGUCAUCUGCAUAUCUGAGGUUGUUGAUAUUUCUUCCGGCGAUCUUAAUUCCUCCUUGGGAUUCAUCCAGCCCAGCCCUUCGCAUGAUAAAUUCUGCAUAUAGGUUAAAUAAGCAGGGAGACAAUAUACAGCCUUGUCGUACUCCUUUCCCAAUCUUGAACCAAUCAGUUGUUCCAUAUCCAGUUCUAACUGUAGCUUCUUGUCCCACAUAGAGAUUUCUCAGGAGACAGAUGAGAUGAUCAGGCACUCCCAUUUCUUUAAGAACUUGCCAUAGUUUGCUGUGGUCGACACAGUCAAAGGCUUUUGCAUAGUCAAUGAAGCAGAAGUAGAUGUCUUUCUGGAACUCUCUAGCUUUCUCCAUAAUCCAGUGCAUGUUUGCAAUUUGGUCUCUGGUUCCUCUGCCCCUUCAAAAUCCAGCUUGCACUUCUGGGAGUUCUCGGUCCACAUACUGCUUAAGCCUGCCUUGUAGGAUUUUAAGCAUAACCUUGCUAGCGUGUGAAAUGAGUGCAAUUGUGCGGUAGUUGGAGCAUUCUUUGGCACUGCCCUUCUUUGGGAUUGGGAUGUAGACUGAUCUUCUCCAAUCCUCUGGCCACUGCUGAGUUUUCCAAAUUUGCUGGCAUAUUGAGUGUAGCACUUUAACAGCAUCAUUGUUUAAAAUUUUAAAUAGCUCAGCUGGAAUAUCAUCACUUCGACUGGCCUUGUUAUUAGCAAUGCUUUCUAAGGCCCAUUUGACUUCACUCUCCAGUAUGUCUGGCUCAAGGUCAGCAACCACACUAUCUGGGGCGUACGAGACAUCCAUAUCUUUCUGGUAUAAUUCCUCUGUGUAUUCUUGCCACCUCUUCUUGAUGUCUUCUGCUUCUGUUAGGUCCUUACCACUUUUGUCCUUUAUUAUGGUGAUCUUUGUACGAAAAGUCCCUUUCAUAUCUCCAAUUUUCUUCAACAGAUCUCUGGUUUUUCCCAUUUUAUUGUUUUCCUCUAUUUCUUUGCAUUGCUCGUUUAAGAAGGCCUUCUUGUUUCUCCUUGCUAUUUUUUGGAAAUCUGCAUUCAAUUUCCUGUAUCUUUCACUAUCUCUCUCGCAUUUUGCUUGCCUUCUCUCCCCCGCUAUUUGUAAGGCCUCGUUGGAUAGCCACUUUGCUUUCUUGUAUUUCCUUUUCAUUGGGAUGGUUUUAGUUGCUGCCUCCUGUAUAAUGUUACGAGCCUCCAUCCAUAGUUCUUCAGGCACUCUGUCCACCAAAUCUAAAUCCUUAAACCUGUUCCCCACUUCCACUGUAUAUUCAUAAGGGAUUUGACUUAGAUUGUAUCUUACCGGCCCAGUGGUUUUUCCUACUUUCUUCAGUUUAAGCUUGAAUUUUGCUAUAAGAAGCUGAUGAUCUGAGCCACAGUCAGCUCCAGGUCUUGUUUUUGCUGACUGUAUAGAGCUUCUCCAUCUUUGGCUGCAGAGAAUAUAAUCAAUCUGAUUUCGAUGCUGCCCAUCUGGUGAUGUCCAUGUGUAGAGUCAUCUCUUGUGUUGUUGGAAAAGAGUGUUUGUGAUGACCAGCUUUGUUCUCUUGGCAGAACUCUAUUAGCCUUUGCCCUGCUUCAUUUUGAACUCCAAGGCCAAACUUGCCAGUUGCUCCUUUUAUCUCUUGACUUCCUACUUUAGCAUUCCAAUCCCCUAUAAUGAGAAGAACAUCCUUCUUUGGUGUCACUUCUAUAAGGUGUUGUAAGUCUUCAUAGAAUUGGUCAAUUUCAGUUUCUUCAGCACCAGUGGUUGGUGCAUAAACUUGGAUUACUGUGAUGUUAAAAGGUCUGCCUUGGAUUCGUAUCGAGAUCAUUCUAUCAUUUUUGAGAUUGCAUCCCAGUACAGCUUUUGCCACUCUUUUUGUUAGGUAAGAUUUAUUGCUUUACUCUUGUCGUCCAGCACACUUCCCUGCACUCCUCUGCAGGUUGUAAAGCAAUUAGCAGAAUUGCACAGCGUCCGUGUCUGAAAGGGCAGUCAGUAAAUAGGUCCCACACGUUUCUUCUUUCCUAAUAGCACUUUAUUUGCUCAAAAAUAGCAUAUUUACAGUUCAUAUACACCAUCUGAUUCCAGUUGCAUUUUGCGACUCUCUCUCAGCUUGCAGCUGCGUAACAAAGCUGCUUUCACUUUUCACUCAGCUCACAGCAUUCCAAGCUGCUUUCGUCACGUCCUGGCUUACUUCCCUUGUAAGCGCCUCCUCUCAGCCUCGAGACACAGAAGGUUAACCCUUCACUACACCCAACACCCCCUCUUGUCUCGCGCCUGAGGGGAGAAUCGACCCUUGGUCGUCCCAAACCCAGACCUUCACAAAGCUCCCCAUGUCUUUGGAAGGUGAGUGGUUUCGUGAACCCAUCAGCUAGGUUCUUGGCAGAGGGACAAUACUUCAGCGCAACUAAUCCCUCCUGAACACUCUGGCACACAUUCCGAAAGCGAAUGUCUAGGUGUUUCGUUCUGGCCUUGAACUGACCUGACUCUGCCAAACGUAGGCAUGGUUGAUUGUCCUCGAAAACACGUAUCGGCAGACAAUCCACUUCGCAGAGUUCCUGCACCAAACAAGCAUAGAACUCUACUUCUCUGCACACCUCUGAAAGAGCACUAAACUCAGCUUCAGUGGAUGAGAGCGCUAUCAGACUUUGCUUCUUGGACCUCCAUCCAACUACUGAGUUCCCAAACUUCACCACUAGGCCAGACACAGACUUGCGAUCCUCAAGAUUAGCCCAAUCCGAGUCCACAAAGCAAGUCAGUUUGACUUCUCCUUGUGCUGGCAACCUAAGACAAAAGUCUUUGGUCUCCUGCAAAUACCUCAGAACUCUCUUGAUGCCAUUCCAGGCUUGCACACUAGGGUUUGAUGCCUCCCUGCUGAGCAGAUUGACAGCGAACGCUAUAUCAGGUCUGCUCCACUGGGACAAGUACAACAAACUCCCUAGAGCUGACUGAAACACUUCAGUAUUUUCGAACGUAGCGCGUUCUACUUGCUGGCUGUCCUUCACAAAACUAGUCUCCAUAGGACUUCUCACUCCUGCACAAUCACUCAUCCUGAACUUCUGAAGCAACUGCUCAAUUUUACCUCUCUGGCUGAGCAAAAAACUUCCAUCCUGUGCACGCUCAACAUUGACACCUAGAUAGGUUUUGACAGCACCAAGCUGUUUAAGCUUGAAUCGUUUACCUAGCUCUUUGGCAAACUUCUCCGCCUGUUCAUCUGUUUCUGAGACGAAAAGCACGUCAUCAACAAAAAACAACACUAGCUCCUGUGAGUCUCCUGAUCCUCUAAGGAACAGGCAACUGUCAGCAAGACUCUUCCUGAAACCUAGCUUCUCCAAAGCUUCAUUCAGGCACAAGUUCCAAUUCCUGGCCGACUGCUUCAGGCCGUAAAUUGACUUGUGAAGUUUCCACACAGUACCUCGCUCAUUGCCCUCAAACCCUGGAGGAGGAAUCAUGUACAGCUCCUCCUGGAGAUCUGAGUUAAGGUAGGCAACAUCCACAUCAAAGUGGUUUACCUUCCAGCCUCUCUGUGCUGCACAAGCUAAAAGUGUUCUCAGAGUCUCCGCUCGUGACGUUGGCGAAUACACCUCCGUGAAGUGUAUUCCCUUCCUCUGAGUAAAUCCUCGAGCAACUAAUCUGGCUUUAUAUUGCGGCUCUCCUGCGCCAGUGGGUUUCAAGCGGUAAACCCAUCUGGAACUCACAGCCUGCUUCCCCGGUGGCAACUCUGUGAGUGAGAACACACCUAGAUCUUUCAUGGACUUCAUCUCUUUGUCCAUUGCCCUGUGCCAUUUGCCUGCUUCUUCCUCAGGUAAACUCUGAAUAUCCUCAAAGGAUUCAGGUUCACAUCUUGCAGAACCUACCCAGACGCCUGAAGCGCCGUACCGAUCAGGAGGCCUCCUUGUCCUCGCUGAUCUCCUCAGUGUGACUCUUGGUGACCCUGCCGCUUCACUGGGUCCAGCUAAAUCAUCCUCAGUGUCUUCCCCCUCUGACCUGCUGCGCCUCUUGGGCCUUACAGCUGGUCCAGCAGGUGAAGAAGGCUCACUCUUUGGCUCAAACUUGACACUUGCCUGAGGAGGUGUUCUAGGUUUCCCCCUCUGAGGGAUCCUGAGCUGUCCCUGCCUUGGACUCUGUCCCUCUGGACCGUGGUCCCCAGCUCCAAGUUCCUCCUCCUCCUCGUCUGAGUCAUAGAACUGCUGUGGAAGCACGUCUGGAUUAGCGUGCAGACGCUUCCAACCAGCUUGCUCACAGAACUCAGCGCUAUUGCUGAUAACCAACCUAGACUGGUCUCCACUUGGGUACGCAAACCUCCAGGCCUUUGAGCCAGGCUCAUACCCUACAAAGAUCAUCCUUUUAGAUCUUGGCUCACCUUUUUUGCGUAGAGCCUUUGGAAUAAGCACCCAAGCCUCACAACCAAACACACGAAGGUAGUGUACCUUGGGCUUAUCUCCAUGAAGUAAGAAAUACGGUGUAUUUCCUACACUAGGGUUGUACACUCUGUUCUCGGUAUGGACCACAUAGUGCCAGGCCUGAGACCAAAAUUUCUGGGGUAGCCCUGCGUCCCACAGGAUCGCAGACACAGCUUCCUGUACCGUCCUGUUCUUUCUCUCUGCGACCCCAUUCUGUUGCGGAGAGUAAGGAGCGGUCAGUCUGUGGCUAAUCCCCUUCUCCCGAAAGAAAUCCUGUAAAGCAGAACCAGUGAAUUCAGCACCUCUGUCACUUUGAAAACCACGAACUUUGGUGGAAAAGGUUACCUCAACUGCGGUGAUCCAAUCCCUGAUCAUUUUAGCCGCCUCCCCUUUCGUUUUCAGAGAGAAGGUCCAAGCAGACCUUGAAAAAUCAUCAAUCAAAAGCAAAGAAUACUUCGAACCUCCCAGUGACUCAACAGACAUGGGUCCACACAAAUCUGCAUGAAUUAAUUCAAAGGGUUGCGUGGUCUGCCUCUCUGACCUUGGAUAUGAGCAUGUCACAACUUUCGCCUGUUUACAUGCAUUGCAAUCUAGAAAUUUGUCACAAACAUUAAAUUUGCACCCUUGUGUCAGCUCUGGUGCUUUCUGCAGAGAUCUCCAAUUCAAAUGAGCGAAGCGUCGGUGCCAAAUAUGUAAACAACCAUAGUGGGGUGCUACGUUCACACAUUGGCCCUUCGCAUCUUCGGUGUCAUCCUCUCCUGUGGAAAAAGGCACAUUUACAGCAAACAAAUUAUCUUUAGACUGCACUGUGUACACGUGUUUCCCAUCCUUGGAAAAUUCACAUUUGUCACCUGCAAAAGAAAUUUGAAAAUUAUCAAUCAAUAGAUCAUGCACACUUAACAAACAGUUAGUUAAACCGGGCACUGCAUAAGCUUUGACUUCAUGCUUAAGGAAAGGACAGAAGAACAAUCCUGUUUCUGUCAGCCUUUUUCUGCUUCCAUCUGCAAACUUAACAAACUUCUCAGUUUUUACUGUCCUGCAAUUCCUCAAAAGAUCAGCAGAUGGCACUAGCGAAUUUGAGGCACCACUGUCGAUGAUUAUAGUGAGAAAGUCUUGUUGUUUACAUUCCUGGGUCGCCAGGGCAACAAUCUCCUCACUACCCCCCUCCUUGGGGCUUCUGCAGAUGUCCUCUCUGGUUGUCACGGCAACAGACUCCCCCCGGCAGGAAGACUUGCCCACGACCUUCACAGCUUCCGUAGAUGCAACUCUCUCAGUUGCCAUGGAGACUGGACUUGUCUCGGCGUUCCCACACAACUCUGAAGCUCUUAUCUCUACUUGCUGCAGGUGGCUGACCUUGAAGCCUCUAGCACUUUUCAGCUUCCCAGGCUCCGACUUACGACGUAAACAACUCUUGGCAGCUUUUGGAGAAAGAGGUGUCUCUGAGCUUUCACUGCUCACUGCCCCCCCACUGCUCAUGGGGUCUCCAGGACAUUUUUCUGCACCCCCUCUGAAGGGUGGAGGGCUCUCAACACUUGGCCUCUCUUCACACAGACACGUUGCAGCAUCCACACAGCUCCCAGGCUCCACAAAAGCACAAGCAGCAUUGCUAGCAACAACAACAGCAACAGCAACAGUCCCUUCGCCCCCCUGUGGGGGCUCACAGCACCUCCCAGCUGUGCAUCGGCACUCAAGGAUGUGGCCGGCGCCAUCUUGCCUCUCCCUUUCGGAUGCAGCCACUUCUCGGCCCUUGCUUCCCACUCCAGCUCCACAAGCUUCUUGGAGUGCUAGCCAAGCAGCCUCUGGCUUUCUUGCACCCAGGACAACAGGCACCAGAUGAGCAUCCACACUUUCUGCCAAAAAAGCAAGCACAUGCUUCUCUACUUCACUUUGCUCUGCAGCCCUUUUAGCCUCUGCUUUCCCAGCUGCAUUCUGUGUGGGGUGAAUUACAUUCCACAGCUGCUCCCCCACCAGCAAAAGCUCCACUUGAAAGCUCCACUGCAGCCAAUUUUGGCUAGUCAGUCUCUGACAUGGCAGCUUAAGCUCAAAGCCAUGCUCACAGGGCUGAGCCAUUCCUCCCUUCUGUUGGCUUUUCCCAAAGGUACUCACUCAGCCAAACUGGGACCUCCGGACGUCAUGGCUCUUGGCUCCCACUCUCUGUCAGCCUCCUCCGAUCUGCCUCUUUGAAGUCUCCGGCAGUCGAUCAAACUGACGAUCAGCAGAUAAAACUUCAAAGCCCUUUCUGACACUUCACGUUGACCCAUAACCAUGUUAGGUAAGAUUUAUUGCUUUACUCUUGUCGUCCAGCACACUUCCCUGCACUCCUCUGCAGGUUGUAAAGCAAUUAGCAGAAUUGCACAGCGUCCGUGUCUGAAAGGGCAGUCAGUAAAUAGGUCCCACACGUUUCUUCUUUCCUAAUAGCACUUUAUUUGCUCAAAAAUAGCAUAUUUACAGUUCAUAUACACCAUCUGAUUCCAGUUGCAUUUUGCGACUCUCUCUCAGCUUGCAGCUGCGUAACAAAGCUGCUUUCACUUUUCACUCAGCUCACAGCAUUCCAAGCUGCUUUCGUCACGUCCUGGCUUACUUCCCUUGUAAGCGCCUCCUCUCAGCCUCGAGACACAGAAGGUUAACCCUUCACUACACCCAACACUUUUGUUGACUAUGAAGGCCACGCCAUUUCUUUUACGGGAUUCUUGCCCACAGUAGUAGAUAUGAUAGUCAUCCGAACUGAAGUCGCCCAUUCCCGUCCAUUUUAGUUCACUGAUGCCCAAGAUGUCAAUAUUUAUUCUUGCCAUCUCAUUUUUGACCACAUCCAAUUUACCAAGGUUCAUAGUUCUUACAUUCCAGGUUCCUAUGCAGUAUUUUUCUUUACAGCAUUGGACUUUCCUUUCGCUUCCAGGCAUAUCCGCAACUGAGCGUCCUUUUGGCUUUGGCCCAGCCGCUUCAUCAGCUCUGAAUCUACUUGUACUUGUCCUCCGCUCUUCCUCAGUAGCAUGUUCCGACCUGAGGGGCUCAUCUUCCAGCGUCAUAACUUUUAUAUGCCUGUUGCCUUUGUCCAUGGAGUUUUCUUGGCAGGGAUACUGGAGUGGCUUGCCGGUUCCUGCUCCAGGUGGAUCACGUUUGGUCAAAACUCUCCACUAUGACCUGUCCAUCUUGGGUGGCCCUGCACGGCAUAGCUCAUAGUUUCUCUGAGUUAUUCAAGAGCAUUGUGUAGCAGAUCAUAUUUCUGCUGUUUCAGAGAAGGACAUUUCCCUUUUUCUUUUAGGGUCCAGUGUGCUUUGAAGAUGUUGCUGUUCGUUUCACGGACGAGGAGUGGGCGAUGCUGGAUCCUGACCAGAGAGCUCUGCAUAAGGACGUCAUGGAGGAGAAUUGUGGGAUAUUGGCCUCUCUUGGUAAGGCUCCCUGUGGGAUCGUCAUAUCAGCCCGGAAAUUCAAAAAAUACCUCUAUGUGACCAACCUCAUAUAUUUUCACAGAGCUCAACAGCACCCCCUAUAACACCUGGGAACCUAACACCCUCACAAUAGAGUUAAUUACAGUUUUUUCUUUGAACAACCUUCCUCAAAUUAUUCCUUUUUCUACCACAAUUGGGCUGGUCUGAACUUCCCAGGCCAUCUUCAAUGUCAGCUUCAGAAUUGUUAGGAAAAAUAAGUAGCUUCAGGUUUUUGUUUUUGUUUUUGCUCCUGUCAGUCUUGGGUUGACCAAAGAGACGACUGGCAGCGAAGCUCAGGUGCUGCCAGCCAGAGAAGAAGCAGGCCUAGGGAGAGGAGAGUUAGCAGCGGAAGGCAGAGAGGAGGGGAAGAGGAACUGUCAUCUGAGCUCUGAACAAGGGGGAGAAGAAAAAGAGAGACAGAGUGGCAGACAGCUGUGUGAGAGCUACAGGAGUGAGUCAGACGUUGGAAUGCAGGAAGCAUUCUCUGCCAAAUUUAAAGAUACUGGAAGAGAAGGUGGGGGCUUCCAUGCUGGGGAAGGGGGAGGAGCUCAGUCCGGGCAACUCCAUCUUGUGGGGAGGAUGAUGAGUAGAGGACCUCCGUCCAAGUUUGUUGUUUUAGCAAUAAAUCUGAAAUUAUUAACAGCCAGAGUCGUCUCAUGACCAAGCCAUAGCAAGGACUGACCAAGCCAUAGCAAGGACUGGAGAUGGAGGAGAUGCCAUGACUGGGCCAAACAAAAUCCAUCCCAGAGAAGAGCUAGGCUUAUGGACUCUCAGGUAGUAGUAGCAGUGAUGAGGAUGAGGAUGAGGAUGAUACAGUGGUACCUCGGUUUACAAAUUAAGCUUUUCCAGAACAGGUACCACUGUAGUAAUAAUAAUAAUUUUAUUUCUACCCUGCCCAUAAUAAUAAUAAUAAUAAUAAUCUGAUUCCAUAUAAAAAGAACAUUAACUUUAAAAUGAACAACUUAUACUAGUGGCCAAAAUUGUGGAAACUUUUUGUGAAAAGUGUAUUUCUGAGGUUUGAUGGCUCAUAACUCCACCUUUGUGUGGAAUAAUGCCAUAAAAUUAUAUAGCGAUGGAAAGAUAUUUUAAUGAAGAAUGUAAUGCAAUGACUUUUAUGAAGGAGUAUUUAUUAGAACAGCAGUCGUAAAGAAAAAAUGUGAAAUCUUUGGUAAUCAUUGGUAACCAUUAGCUUUUACUACUGCCUUACAAUGCCUUCCCAUGAAGUGAACCAAGUUUUUAGUUCUGCAACUGUAAGAAUGUGAAACCAAGAUUGAAUUAUUGCCUCUGUUCACUGGGCUUUAUUGCUGGGUUAUUUCUGACUAACAAGUUUCUUUCAAGUAUUUCAUUUAUGUAUUUGGGGGAAUUUACAUUCCCAUUAAUGAUGCAAAUUCUGCCCACACCUUUUGCUGCCAUACAACCCCAGAUCAUCACACUAUCUGGGUGUUUCAUGGUCAGUGUAAUGCAAGUCGGAUGUAAAUCUUCUCUGAUUCUUCUUGUGUAUUUCAUGCUGUCACUACCAAGCAAGGAGAUUUGGGUCUCAUCCCUCCAAAUAACACUGUCCCAUUGUUCCACUGUCCAGUGGAACAAUGGGAUUUUACUUUCUUGGGCUCCAUGAUCACUGCAGAUGGUGAUAGCAGUCACGAAAUUAAAAGACGCCUGCUCCUUGGGAGAAAGGCGAUGGCAAACCUAGACAGCAUAUUAAAAAGCAGAGACAUCACCUUGCCAACAAAGGUCCGUAUAGUUAAAGCCAUGGUUUUCCCAGUAGUAAUGUAUGGAAGUGAAAGCUGGACCAUAAAGAAGGCUGAUCGCCGAAGAAUUGACGCUUUUGAAUUAUGGUGCUGGAGGAGACUCUUGACAGUCCCAUGGACUGCAAGAAGAUCAAACCUCUCCAUUCUUAAGGAAAUCAGCCCUGAGUGCUCACUGGAAGGACAGAUCGUGAAGCUGAGACUCCAAUACUUUGGCCACCUUAUGAGAAGAGAAGACUCCCUGGGAAAGAUCCUGAUGUUGGGAAAGAUGGAGGGCACAAGGAGAAGGGGACGACAAAGGACGAGAUGGUUGGACAGUGUUCUUGAAGUGACAAACAUGAGUCUGACCAAGCUGCGGGAGGCAGUGGAAGACAGGGGUGCCUGGCGUGCACUGGUCCAUGGGGUCACGAAGAGUUGGACACGACUAAACGACUAAACAACAACAAUCUUUUCAACCUUUGCUUGAGAGAUAACAAUGGCUUUUUCCUUAGAAUUCUAACAUUUUGACCAGUCCUUGUACUCAACUUCACAUUGCAUCUCGCCAUGUCAUCUUGUAUACACCAAGAUGAUUUUCUUCUGUCAGGUAGGGACAGUCUCUCCAUUCUUCGAUCGUCACUUGCCUUUGUGCACCUUUUCCUGCCUUUACCAGUCUGAUUUUGUAGUGACUGAGUCUCCUUAUACCUCUUCAAAAAUAUAGAAAGGCCAGCUUUGGUUAUGUUUUCCCCAAUCUCUCUUCAAAUUUCUUCAUAAUUGUAGCCUUGUUCACUUAAUAGUACUAUUUUACAUCGCUUUCUGCGUGACCCAUCAACUCUUCUUGCCAUUUCUAUAAUUUUAUUGUGUUUUACAACCUCACUAAAUGAAAGAACACAAGAAAACCCAACCAACUUGAUAGCAAUCACAUAACACAUUGACAAAAGUCAACCUAAGCAAGUUGUGCUUCCUUUUUCUGGUUAUUUGACUAUAACAUUUGAUAAAAUACGGGUAAUUGAAUGAACUUGCAUUCUUGAUGGAUUGCAUUCUUGAUUAAAUUAUCUUUCCAUUGAUAUACAAUUUUAUGUUAUUCCUAUAAAAGAAGUGGUGUUAUGAGCCAUCAAACCUCUGAAAUACACUUUUUUCCAAAAGUCUUCCACAAUUUUGACCACUACUAUAUAUUAAACAAACCAACAUUCAACAACUCAUCAGAAUUGUUGAAUGAUAAAUAAUAAAUAUGAAUAAUAAAUAUGUUGGUUAAUGACAAAAAGCACAGGUAAUGAAAACCCCCCUAACUUCCUUCAUUUCUUCUCCAUUUGUUCCUGAGGCUCUAAUCCCUUGUUGUCUCCAUUGCAGAUUGUGAUGAAUCGGAAAUCGAGAACAAAGGUGACCACGAUAAAAUCCCCAGAGAGGAGAAGCCAUGUAAAAAUUUGGAAUGUGGAGAAAGCUGCAGCCAGAGCUCCCAUUCCACUUCCCAUCAACAAAAUCUCAUUGGAAAGAAACUCUAUCAGUGCAUGGAAUGUGGAAAAAGCUUCAGUCAGAGCUCCCAUCUCACUACCCAUCGAAGAAUUCAUACAGGGGAGAAACCCUAUCAGUGUGUGGAAUGUGGAAAGAGCUUCAGGAAGAACUCCCAUCUCACUUCCCAUCGAAGAAUUCAUACAGGGGAGAAACCCUAUCAGUGUGUGGAAUGUGGAAAGAGCUUCAGGAAGAAGGACAAACUCACUUCCCAUCGAAGAAUUCAUACAGGGGAGAAACCCUAUCAGUGUGUGGAAUGUGGAAAGAGCUUCAGUCAGAGCACCUAUCUCACUUCCCAUCAAAGAAUUCAUACAGGGGAGAAACCCUAUCAGUGUGUGGAAUGUGGAAAGAGCUUCAGUCACAGUCAGAGUCUCACUUCCCAUCAAAGAGUUCAUACAGGGCAGAAACCCCAUCAGUGUGUGGAAUGUGGAAAGAGCUUCAGUCAGAGCUCCGAACUCACUCACCAUAAGCGAAUUCAUACAGGGGAGAAACCCUAUCAGUGUGUGGAAUGUGGAAAGAGCUUCAGUCGGAGCUCCUCUCUCACUUCCCAUCAAAGAAUUCAUACAGGGGAGAAACCCUAUCAGUGUGUGGAAUGUGGAAAGAGCUUCACUGUUAGCUCCGCUUUCACUUCCCAUCAAAGAAUUCAUACAGGGGAGAAACCCUAUCAGUGUGUGGAAUGUGGAAAGAGCUUCACUGUUAGCUCCGCUUUCACUUCCCAUCAAAGAAUUCAUACAGGAGAAAAACCCUAUCAGUGUGUGGAAUGUGGAAAGAGCUUCAGUCAGAACUCCCAUCUCACUUCCCAUCAAAGAAUUCAUACAGGGGAGAAACCCUAUCAGUGUGUGGAAUGUGGAAAGAGCUUCAGUCAGAACUCCCAUCUCACUUCCCAUCAAAGAAUUCAUACAGGGGUGAAACCCUAUCAGUGUGUGGAAUGUGGAAAGAGGUUCAGGACACGCUAUGAACUCACUUCCCAUCAAAGAAUUCAUACAGGGGAGAGGAUCAAGCGGGUUUCCUACCUGGCUGACAGAUGA